Messenger RNA from Cyphellophora attinorum, 1623 nucleotides. RefSeq names its product Maltose permease MAL61. The record is from RefSeq and is a predicted model, not a curated record. Lineage: Eukaryota; Fungi; Ascomycota; Eurotiomycetes; Chaetothyriales; Cyphellophoraceae. Gene Ontology annotation, cellular component: membrane. Gene Ontology annotation, biological process: transmembrane transport; carbohydrate transport. Bases 1 to 1623 code for a protein of 540 amino acids. Gene Ontology annotation, molecular function: carbohydrate:proton symporter activity. The transcript has 2 exons.
AUGACUGUCACAAGUGUGCCGUCUGGCAUCCCCAAGGAGAUGCGCCUCAUUGAGGCCGUCAAAUUGUAUCCAAAGAUCACCAGGUAUACGUUCUUCAUCAUGUCGGCUAUUGUGCUUUAUGGCUUCGACCUCGUCAUUGUAGGAGCAAUUACAGCUGUACCUGGAUUUCAAAAGGACUUUGGUCAACUUCACGACGACAAGCACAUCAUACCAGCUUCUUGGCUGUCACUGUGGCAAGCGCUCGGACCGUUCGGCGCUCUCGUAGGAGCCAUGCUUGCCGGAUGGGUACAGGAUCGAGUCGGACGAAAGAUGUGUUUGGCAGGCGCAAGUUUCCUUUCUGCUGUAUCGGUUGCUGUUCUGUUCGUCAGCAACCGACCUGCGGCAAUAGACACGCGACGAGCUGUGUUUCUCGUGGGCAAGAUCGUUCAGGGCGUCGCAGUCGGCAUGAUCAAUAUUCAAGCCAUCACAUACGUCUCCGAAACGAUACCAACCUGUCUUCGAGGACCGGCUCUGGCUCUCUUUCCGGCCUUCACUCUUCUGGGUCAGCUAAUUGGUUCCGUGGUUGUAUUCCUGGUCUCUGACCUCGAGAACGAAUCGUCAUACCUCAUUGCCUUUGCAACAAUGUGGCCAUUCUCGGUUGGCCCUUUUGUCCUGGCCCUAUUGAUGCCGGAAUCGCCAGCCUAUCUUAUCCGACGGAAACGCAUGGACGACGCACGCAGCUCAAUUCGUCGGCUGUUCGCGCCCAAGGUUGAUCCAGAAGAGGUCUUCGAGAAAACUCGCCUGUCCAUCGAAGUCGAAGAGCGUCUGGCUCGCCAAGUCACAUACAUGGACUGCAUCAAACCCGCACAUCGGCGCCGCACAUGGAUCGUCGUCUUUGCGGCCAUGAUCACUUCGAUAAUCGGCUUGCCGCUGCUUUCUACUGCUAGCUACUUUCUCCAGGUUGUUGGCAUGAGCUCCUUCAAUUCUCUCCUGUUCCUUAUCGUCGGCAUUAUCCUUGGUCUCAUCGCCAAUGCUGUCUCCGUUUGGAUACUCAGCCGUGUCGGCCGCCGCCGACUGACUAUAUACACGCUCAUCAUUGGUGGUAUGUUAUGGGGCGGCAUGGGCAUCUGUGGAUUCUGGGAUGGGGUUAUUACCGUCUGGUAUACCGCCAUCUCAUGCAUGAUCAUCGUCAUCAUUGUUGGCGUCGGUGCCUGGCCUGCUAGCUUUGCCAUCAGAUCGGAAGCGUCAUCUCUCAGACUGCGCAGCAAGACCCAGGGCCUUGCAGGAUUGUUCGACCAUCUGAGUACUAUCGUACUCAACCUUAUCCUCCCGUACAUCUACAACCCUGACCAGGGAAACCUCAAAGCAAAGACUGGAUUUGUCUUCGCAGGGCUGUGCCUUGUUGGCGCGGCCGUGACAUUCUACGACGUUCCGGAAAUGAAAGGCCGGACUGUGCUCGAGAUUGAUGCCAUGUUUCGGCUUGGCCUGAAGACCAGGGAGUUUCGCAAUUGGAGAGGUACAACGGAAGAGAUUGAAGCUGCUGUGCGGGAGGUUGAGGGUGACGAUGCAAUGGAGCUCCUGCGAGCGCGGGAAGGCAGCAAGGCCACGUCUGCUGAGCUUCCGGCGAGGUCAAGUGAAUCAUGA